This is a messenger RNA of Lactuca sativa (garden lettuce), 624 nucleotides long. RefSeq lists its product as uncharacterized. Lineage: Eukaryota; Viridiplantae; Streptophyta; Magnoliopsida; Asterales; Asteraceae. The record is from RefSeq and is a predicted model, not a curated record.
AUGAAAGCGGUUCCAUCAACAUACCAUCAGUGUGUGAAGAUUUCCACUCCAUGGGGGACAGUGAAGGUCAUGGGAGUCCAACAAGAGUCGAAAGAGUGCUACAAAACCUCUAUGAAAUCUACAACCAAACCCCAACAAGCAUCCCAAUUAAGGCAGGGGGCACGACAUGUUCUAGAGAAAAAGGAACAAGAUGUAAAGGAAGUGCCCCUGGGUAUUGAGGAUCUUGAAGCUAAAGCCCUCAUAGGAUCCUCAAUGCCUGAGCAGAUCGAGCGGGAUCUACUGAAUUUCUUAAGAACCAGAAGCAAGACAUUUGCAUGGAAACACGAAGAUAUGACAGACCAAUACACCAAAAAAGAAGUAAAUUUGCACCCCGAAAGAAAUCAAAUAAUCCAAAAGGAAGUAGAGAAGCACCUUAAAACAGGAAUGAUCAAGGAAGUGAAGUUCCCAAGAUGGCUAGCUAACGUGGUUGUCAUACAAAAAAAUGGAAAAUGGAGAGUGUGUGUAGAUUACACGGAUCUCAGCAAGGCUUGUCCUAAGGAUCCUUUCUGUCUACCACAUAUUGACUCUGUGAUAGAUGCUAUAACUAGCCAUGAACUCCUGACCUUCAUGGAUGCUUCAGCAUGA